Dreissena polymorpha is the source of this 2294-nucleotide messenger RNA. Its product is annotated as F-box only protein 22-like. Lineage: Eukaryota; Metazoa; Mollusca; Bivalvia; Myida; Dreissenidae. The transcript has 5 exons. The record is from RefSeq and is a predicted model, not a curated record. Bases 41 to 1219 code for a protein of 392 amino acids. Gene Ontology annotation, biological process: positive regulation of proteasomal ubiquitin-dependent protein catabolic process; protein polyubiquitination. Gene Ontology annotation, molecular function: protein binding.
GUGUGUAACCCUUGACAUGGCUUGUGUAAUGUGACCUAAAAUGGCGACCAAAACAAAACAGGGAGAUUUCCGUGAAAUCGACGUUUCUCAGACUUUGACAUCGGUUUAUCCGGUUGUGGAGCUGGUUCUUAGCUUCCUUCCUUACAUUGAUUUGUACAAGUCAGCAAGGGUCUGCCAACUAUGGAGAAAAAUAGUGAACACCAUCAAACUCAAACGGAAUUCACUUGGGUUUUCUUGUUCUACAAGAGAAGACAGUGUCUGGAACACUAUGAGAUUCCUUCGGAACUUAUUCAGUGAACCACAAACCCUGAUUGCAUUUUGCCACAAUUCGAUGAACACAUCCUUGGCCGACCUGUAUGUGAAAAGAGGGGAGGAGUUGGCAGGAUUACUUCACAUCAGUGAAGAAGUACUCAUACGCAUGAGCCUUAUGGAGUUCAUCAAACUGUUUGUUCCAAAGUCCUGUGAGGUUGCUAUCAUCGAAGCGGCAGGAAUUGUUGGUACAACCACUGAUAUGAAGACUGAAGAAUUUGAAUCAGCUGAAGCAAUAACAUUCCUAAGUAUCCCCAAACUUCACAACAAUGAGGGUCUUAAGGUGGUCACACAAUCGGAUGUAACAACUAUUGAAGAUAUACUUCUCAUCCACGAUUCUAAGACACUGAAGGCGUGUUUUCUAUUCUGUUCGGAUCCAGGUUUUCUCAGCAAGUCUUUGGUUUCAAAUCUUGUAGACAAGCACUCAGUUCUGGUAGCUGGUGCAUUUGUUGCUGGCCUUUAUUCACAAUCGCAACGGAAUGAAAAACAUGACUUCAUAACGUGCAUGUCACUGUCGUUAUAUGGGAACCAAGUGGAAACGGCCUCUGUCAUCUUACCACAGCCGAAAAACUGGGGAAGUGAACACUGUGAAAUGACAAAAGCAGAUAUUGAAAAGAGCAUUAUCACUCUUAAAGACAUGAAUCUGCCUGACAAAAACAGUUUUGCACUGAUGAUCGCUUGUGUAGGAAGGGGGGAGGGUUUGUUUGAAGAACCAAAUGUGGAGUCUUCGUUGUUUCGGAAACAUUUUCCAAGAACGCCCCUGUUUGGGCUGUUUGGGGAUGGUGAAAUUGGGUGCAACUUUCAUGAAGGUGUUUUGAAUAAACCAAGCACAGAAGAAAGAAAAAGAAAAUCUCCACCAAAACUGUUCCAUUCUUAUACAACAGUGCUGGUGCUAGUUUGUGUGAAAUAAGUAACGGUAUGACUGAAUAGCGGAAAGGGCCCCUUUCCGCGAAAAGAGCUUUCGGUUUUCGGAAAGGGCCUACAUUAAUUUAUUUUCAUUGUUUUAAAAACAUGUAUUGGUAUCUUCAUAAAAAGCACCUUACAUUGUGUUUAUAUUUUAAAUUUCAUUCAAAUCCAUCAAGAAAUUAUUUAACUUUACUUUUACUUUAAGGUGUUAUUAGUAAUUCGAUUUUACAGUACUACCCCUUUAAUAUUUUUAUUCCCCUGGAUCGAAUGAUCGGCGGCAAAUUGUUUUUGGCCUGUCAUUCUGUCCAAAAACUUUAACCUUCUGUCCAAAAACUUUAACCUUGGUCAAAGUUUUGCGUUAACUUUUGCAAUAUUGAAGAUAGCAACUUGAUAUUUGGCAUGCAUGUGUAUCUCAUUAAGCUGCACAUUUUGAGUGAUAAAAGGUCAAGGCCAUCCUUCAAGGUAAAAAGUUAAAAAAAUACAAUCCAAGGCAAGUAAUAAGCUUUAAAAGGGAGAUAAUUUCUAAACCUGCCAAUUGAUAUAUUGAAAAAAAAAUUAAAAAUGGCGCAAUAGGGGUCAUUGUGUUUCUGACAAACUCAUCUUUUGUUUAUUUUACAGUACUGUCCCUGGUUUUUUUUCACGUCAUCUUGUCAUCGCUUCUCAGAUGCGCCAUACGAUACACUUGCACUGUUGUUGGCUACAUUGAUUUUUUUGACGUCAUUGCUUCUAUAUUGCUUCAUACGACACACUUUCACUGUUUUAGUCUACAUGCAGUUAAAUAAUAUUUUCUCUCUUACGGACGUUUCUUGUUUGAUUUAUGUUUUUUUUUUUAGCUGUCACAUAAACAACCAAACUUUGAAAUAUGGGUCUUUUACACCAAUUAUUGCUGCUUCUUCCUGUGUUUGUGCGAUGAUGAUGUGAAAUAUCAACUUUAUGAUGCUAUAUUCUUAAAUCUUUUUCUUAAAAGAAGGAUGAAGUUGACACUCGUUCGUUGUUUCAUUUCAUCAUUACUCAAAAAGUAACUCUGUUGCUCUGGUCGCUUCUCUACCAUUGAAUAAUUAAAUUGUAAUUAAAUUGAA